GUUUGUAGCAGAAAUCAACGGCACUUAACGCACCAUGAAAGAACAAUUACAUGCUGGAUUUGCAUGAAAAUACUUUAUUAUUGUGCCACUCUGAGAGGCCUGUUUUCCAUUUGUAAGAAAUGUCAAUAAGAAGAAAACCAAGCAAGUACGGUGUGUCAUCUUCUCACGCAGACGAAGACGCUUUACCGACAGCAACUCAGACCAGUUUCUUCCAAAAGGGCCGAGAAUUCGAAAGUCGCUAUGUAAACCACCAUUACACGGAGGAAGAAAAGGAAAAGCUCGCUACCUUCGAAAGUGUAGACUAACUUCCUCCUCACAGUGCUGUCUACAAGAACUGGCUAAAGCAGCAGCCAUCACGUCUUGAUUGGGACCGUUGGGUGAUGAUGGGAAUGAUUGGAUUCUCAGUUGGAUUUAUUGGAUUUCUCAUGCAUCAACUUAUUGAUGUCAUAUCAGAAGUGAAAUGGGACAAAGCAGCUGAGUUCAUAGAGGAUCAUGACUUCGGCUUGGCUUGGAUAUGGGUCAUUGGUUACAGUGUACUUUUUGUCAUAGCAAGUUCUGUUCCAGUUGUGUACUAUCGUCCUUCUGCGGGAGGUUCUGGUAUCCCUGAACUGAUUGGUUUCCUGAAUGGCACAGUGGUGCGACACAUCUUCAAUGUCAAGACCAUGGUAGUCAAGUUGUUCUCCUGUGUUUUUGCAGUUGGCGCAGGACUUCCUAUUGGCCCAGAAGGUCCAAUGAUCCACCUUGGGAGUUUGGUUGGGGCUGGUCUGAGUCAGUUUAAAUCACAAACUCUUAAGUUUAAACUGCCAUUUUUUGAGAGGUUUCGAAAUACAGAAGACAGGCGCAACUUUAUCUCAGCUGGUGCUGCUGCAGGUGUGGCCUCAGCCUUUGGGGCUCCAGUUGGUGGGCUUUUGUUCUCCAUGGAAGAAGUGUCGUCUUUUUGGAACAUGAAGUUGUCAUGGCAGACUUUCUUUGCUUGUAUGGUAUCUACAUUCACCACUGACUUGUUUAAUUCAGCAUUUGAAGGCUUCAAGUAUCAAGGGGAUUUUGGCUUGUUUAAAGCGGAAAAGAACAUUUUGUUUCAAAUUAGUCAUGGAAUUGGAUUAAACAUCCUGGUCUUCAUACCAACUGUUAUUCUUGGAAUAAUGGGAGGUUUAUUAGGAGCUGUGUUCACUUUCCUUAAUCUAAAGAUUGCACGCUUCAGAAGAUUAUGGAUUGCAAAGAUUAAGUCUAAACAAUGGAAAAACAUUGGCAAGGUGUCAGAGCCUGUUUUAAUCAUGAUAAUCACUGGUACAGCGUCAGUUUUCCUUCCUGCGGCUUUUCCUUGUACAUCAUUUGAGUGUUCCUUUUCAUCAGAAGGAUUUAGGAAAAAGUGUUUGACAGACGCUCAGCAUCCUCUGCACACCGAAAGGGAUGUACAAAACUACACAUGCCCUGCUUUUGAUACAGUAACCAUUAAUGGGACUCAGUAUACAAACUCGUCUUAUAAUGAAGUGGCUACAUUGUUAUUUGUGACGGGAGAGAAAGCCAUUCAUCAUUUGUUUUCAAGAGACACAGCGUACGAACUUGGAUAUGCGUCUCUCUGCUCUGUGUUGGUUAUUUAUUUUUUGCUCGCGUGUUGGUCGGCUGGCACUGCCAUUUCAAGUGGAUUAGUUGUGCCUAUGUUGUUCAUAGGUGGAACAUAUGGCCGUAUUAUUGGAAGAGCCAUGGUAGAUAUGUUCGGUUUCCACUCUACAGGUUACUGGGCGUGGAUGGACCCAGGAGCUUUUGCUCUCAUCGGAGCAGCGUCAUUUUUUGGCGGUGUAUCAAGACUGACCAUGUCAUUAACAGUGAUUAUGAUGGAGAUCACAAAUGACAUUCAGUUUUUGUUACCGAUCAUGGUCGCCAUCAUGGUAGCUAAGUGGGUAGGAGACUUUGCUACUCAUCCGUUGUACCAUGCUCUGUUGGAGUUGAAGUGCAUUCCCUUUCUCGACUCUGAGCCUGUAAUUCUUCACGAGGGAUCCAAAGCGAUAAACUUAGAGUUGUUUCGAGCUGGCGAUGCCAUGUUCUCUCCUGCAAUAGUUGUACACAAAGUGGAAUCCGUGUCUCGCCUCACCCAUUUGUUGUUAGACACACCUCAUGGUGGGUAUCCUGUGGUCACCAAGACAGACGCAGACCAUGAGGUGUUCUCUGGACUGAUAUCCAGGAACGAAAUCGUGGUACUUUUGUCUCGAGAAGACAUCUUUUCCUCCCGCGAAAAUUUAUCACUUCCAGAAGAAGAGCUUCACACGAACAGGUUGGAUUACUGCCAGAUGCACCAAGGAUAUUACCCUGAUGCUGAAAGACUAAAUGCCCAGUUGGAGCGUUACGCCGGAGAGUCGCGUUUCCAAGAAAUGUACAUUGAUCUGUCUCCGUAUGUGAACCACUCGGCCCCCACUGUUCAGGAGACGUUCUCUCUUCACCGAACGUACAUUAUAUUCCGAACUUUAGGGCUGAGGCAUUUGACGGUUGUGGAUAAAAGGAAUAGGGUGCGGGGAAUAAUUACACGUAAAGACCUUAUGGGAUUCCAAAUGGAGGAACGAAUUCACAAGUGUCUUCACAACUCACACGAGGCCCAAGAAAUGCAGUCAACGAGCUCGUCAUCAGGGCACCGGCCUAGCGUGGAGGCCUAAGGUGAAUUCCGUUUGAUUUCUGGUAAACCGAUAUGACAUUUCGCGUUUGGUAAAGUUUGCAUUGACCUACACAAGAAGUACUCAGCUAGCUUUACUUUGCUCGGUAAUUGGUCCUAGAACUGGCGCCCCCUUAAAAAAAAAAUGGAUCGUGACUUGAUCACUUGCGUUUUACUUGCGCCCCAGGCAGUUGUCUCGUUUUCGCCCAGAUUUUUUUAGCGGCAACGUGUGAUAUUUUUAUUUGUGUCUGAUUGGUUGUUGCUAUUAUUUCGUUUUCGGUUUUGCCUCACAGUCAAUCGACAAGCAUUCUAAUGAUACAAGUAUAUUCUCCUUGGAAGUUUUUCACUGCGAUAACUCUGUGAAGGAAAGUUAAGCUAAUCAAAUUUGGAAACCUGUUCUUGAGGAAUAUUAAUGACACUGUUUUCUCAGAGGAACCUCGCAUCUAUCAUCGGCCUGGUUUCCAUUGGAUCGCUUGAUGAAUGCAACAGUGGACUUUUUUUUUUUUCCAAAGAUCCUGAGCCUUCGCGCAAAUUAGCCUGGUAAAUAAGAGAGGAGAUAGAGUAAGCUGAAGCUACAUUUACUUAGGGGCCGGCCAUUUAACUUUUGAGGGGGAUGGGGGUGGGUGAUUUCUGGUCAUCAAGAAGUUUUUUUUCUAGCAAUCUG
This is a messenger RNA of Stylophora pistillata, 3308 nucleotides long. Its product is annotated as chloride channel protein C. Gene Ontology annotation, molecular function: chloride transmembrane transporter activity. Gene Ontology annotation, biological process: transmembrane transport; chloride transport. Gene Ontology annotation, cellular component: intracellular membrane-bounded organelle; membrane. NCBI's taxonomy places the organism in Eukaryota, Metazoa, Cnidaria, Anthozoa, Scleractinia, Pocilloporidae. The record is from RefSeq and is a predicted model, not a curated record.